This is a messenger RNA of Salmo salar (Atlantic salmon), 1142 nucleotides long. It is a transcript of the gene tcof, whose product is annotated as Treacle protein. Gene Ontology annotation, molecular function: protein binding. The record is from RefSeq and is marked provisional. NCBI's taxonomy places the organism in Eukaryota, Metazoa, Chordata, Actinopteri, Salmoniformes, Salmonidae.
UGAGGAUGAAGAGCUCUUAAUCAGUAGAUUAAAGCCCUUUAAUUGAUUAUUUUGAUUGUGCUAGUCGUUCUACCUUAAAACGAUGACUUCAAAGGACCCGAAUGCAUCAAACAGUGCCUUGCUUUAUUUGAUUUAUCAGCAUUUAAAGGAGAAUGGUUACCAGAAGGCUGCAAACGUGCUGAAAAAACAUGCAACUCAGAUGGAAACACCAGAAGAUAUCACCUCUUUACAUGACAUCUACACAAGUUGGACCAAGGUCUCAGAAAUCGGACAAAAUCCAAAACAAGAGCCUGAAGUGGAUUCCACCACCCUGAAGAAGAUUAAGGCCGAUCCAUCAACCAAAGAGGAAGAUGUGGACUCAAAACCAAUUGAUUCUCUACCUCCUGCCCCCCACACACCCCAGUCUGCGGAUGCAGAAACCCCCCAGGCUGCAACCCCAGAGAAUGAGGAGCCGGUCCCACAGGAUGAGUUGCCAUCUACUCCAGUCAGUAACGGGACAGUGGAAACAUCAGCCCCUGUACCAGCGGUCACCGCUUUAAAACAAGCAGAGAGCUCAGACAGUGACUCUGAUAGCAACGAGGAGAUUCCCGUCACACAGGGAGUUACUGUCACCCCAAAGGCCUCUACACCUGCCCCUACCACCACGCCCUCAAAACAUGUAGACAGUAACAGCGAAUCAGACAGUGAGAAUGAAAUUCCUCCAUCACAGACUGUUGUCAUUCCCAGUAAGGCCUCAGCUCCCAGUAAGACUCCAGCCACCCCUACAGCUCCCAGUAAAGCAGAGAGUUCAGACAGUGACACCUCAGACAGUGAAGAGGAGGUUACUGUCAAGAAACUAACAUCUAAAGCUGCUCCUGUGAAACCAGCCAAGGCGCCCCCAGCAGCCCCAGUGAAACCCAGUGUAGUCACCCCCAGUCAGGCUAAAGCUGCUCCCAAGACUCCUGCUGCAGGGAAGAAAGCACAGAGCUCUGAUAGCGACAGCUCAGACUCAAACACUGAGGAGGAGGCUCCUAAAAAGGUGAAUCCUAAUGAUACCUGACUACAGUAAUGCUCUCACACAAAUUUAAGCUUGUGUCUGAAAUAUAUUCUAUAACAUACAAGCUGGACAGUCAUAUAAUAAUAAAAAAACUUGGCGCACAAUG